This is a messenger RNA of Mya arenaria, 1887 nucleotides long. RefSeq names its product receptor-type tyrosine-protein phosphatase S-like. Gene Ontology annotation, molecular function: protein tyrosine phosphatase activity. The record is from RefSeq and is a predicted model, not a curated record. The coding region runs from base 1 to 1887 and encodes 628 amino acids. NCBI's taxonomy places the organism in Eukaryota, Metazoa, Mollusca, Bivalvia, Myida, Myidae. The transcript has 17 exons. Gene Ontology annotation, biological process: protein dephosphorylation.
AUGAAAUCCGCAUGUUUUUUCAGAAGAGCAAAUUUCAGCGAAAAGAAGAGCAAGCUAACAGAAAGAGAACCUGAGAACUUUUUCGCGUUGUACGCAACGGUGAUCGAAAGUGAAGACAGAGAUGAUAUAUCUCCACGGGAGAUCACAGUUGAGAAUGAAGAUAUUUAUUGCAAUAACGCAAAGGAAGUAGGCAAAUUCAAACUGACAGUGGCCGAUUUACCUGAAUAUGUACAAUACAUAUGUUUAAAGGAUCUUGAAGAAGAAUUUCAGAGAUUACCAUAUGGUCUCGUUAAACCCUAUGAAGUUUCACAAACGAGGCUUAACAUGCACAAAAAUAGAUACAAAGGAAUCUAUCCAUAUGAUGAUACGCGUGUUGUAGUACGCGGAGGAGACACAGACUAUAUCAAUGCUAGCUAUAUAGACGGUUUCAGGAAACGAAAUGCAUACAUAGCUGCUUUGGGUCCAAUGGCUAAGCAGCUGGGUGAUUUUGGUCAAUUCUGGAGCAUGGUCUGGCAGCAGAAAGUGGAGAAAAUUGUCAUGAUGACCAACUUGGUAGAGGGUGAGAAAACCAAUUGUGAGCAAUAUUGGCCUGAUAGUGGAGAAAAGAAAGUAUACGGCGAUAUAGAAGUGGUGUGCAGGGUUGAAAAAGUGUACGCAGAUUUUAUUUGGAGACAGUUUACGUUUUCCCAGGAUGAACAGAAUUCCGAAGAAAGAAAUCUGCAUCACUUUCAGUUCACAGCUUGGUCAAACAAGGACACUCCUGAUGACGUCACAUCAAUUAUAGAGUUUAGACAAAAAGUGAACGCCUUGUCGACUACCUUUGACGGAUCAGUGAUAGUUCAUUGCAGUGCUGGUGUUGGCAGAACCGGAACCUACAUAGCUCUGGACAUUCUGACUAACGAGGGUGAGGCAGAAGGAGCUAUAGAUAUCCCGGGAUGUGUUCUCAACAUGAGACAGAACAGGCCCAGCAUGAUUCAGACUUUGAGUCAAUACAAGUACCUACACCAGGCAUUGGUCCAUUCAUUGACUGUUGAUUGCUCGUUGAUAAAAAAAGAACACUUCCAUGCAUAUAUGACUAUGAUGUCGAGCAAACGGGCGAUACAGAGGCAGUUUGAGAAAAUGCAGUUGAAUCAGAAGCAAAAGUCUGAUGGGGAGGUUACGGAAAAGAAUUGGCUUCUGACAAAUAAUAACAGAAACCACGCAGCUAUACCAGGUGAUUCCAACAGACCGCGUCUUUAUCUGUUUUUGAAACCAGGCGAAUAUGAUUACAUUAAUGCGAUAUAUAUCGACAGUUUCAAAACAAAAAACCGCUUCUUGGUUGCACAAACACCUCUGCCUGACACCGUUUCCGAUUUCAUUGCACUUGCUGUUCAGGGGAACUGUUCCUGUAUUGUUAGUAUGGAGGCACAGGGGAUUGGCUUAUACGUUCCUGGUGACAAUCUAUCAAUGAAGAAAAGUGUGAUUUCCAUAUUUUCCACCAGAGAACAAAGUACACAACACUUUGUAAAAAGAAAGCUACAUUUUAAACACGACGGAAAGAACAAGUCGGAGUUGAGAAUACCACACUAUGAAUAUUUGGACUGGGAUAGAAAUCACAAUACUCCGAAGUCGGCAGAAAACUUUGUUGCCUUCAUCAAAGAGGUUGAAGACGCAUCCAAAUCAUCUCACAUGCACGGACCGAUACUGGUGCAUUCACUAAGAAGUCCUGUCUACAGCAGAAAUGACAGCUAUUGCCACCAAACACUUGGCCACCAGCAGUAUUUCCGCACUGAAAGAGGGAGCGUUAAUUUUAAACUGAGUACAGCAGGAAUGACAAGUAUUGACUCAAAAUACUUGGAUACCAACAGUAGUGCCGCAAUGGAAGAGGGAGCGUUAAUGGUGAACUGA